AUGCCGGCCCCUCGCAUGUUGCUCUUUGACUUUUUCCCGCGAGCUGGUUUUAUUUGGCGGCGGUGGCAGGGCUCGCCGCGCAUCCUCCGUUCAAGUAGCCGGGACAUAGUGGUCCAGCGUGCCCUCACCGUGACAAGCGGCGGCGGGGUUGGACUGCGGAGGCGGGAUGCCCAGAGAUUAAUGGUCGGUGCGAUAAACCUCGUGGCCGAAAAGAUAAACGGCGAGUCCGGCAUCCGCCCCGACGAGGGUAUCAUCGAGUACCUCGAACGGUCGGCCGACUUCUCUGAGCUGUCCAAGGCCACCGGGCCGGAAGUGUGGACCGAGCUCAUCUUCCAAAUGGCCGACGCUCGCAGCAAGUACAAGCGCCAAACCCCCCAGGUGCGGCAGGACAGCGACAGGAACCAGCUGACGACUCUCGCUCUCGCCAUCGACGGCCUGCUCGCCGCCGCCGGGGACCGUUGGGACUGGUUGGCGCUGGAGCUCUACGCUUACCCUCACCUGAUGGGAGAGGCGGCGGACUACGAGAUUGAUGAGGAUUCGUCGGAAGAGGAGGGCGACCACGACAAGAAGGAAAAGGACCCCGAGGGUAAGGACAAGGCCAAGGACAAGGGCAAGGGCAAGGGCAAGGGCAAGGAACCCCCCGCCCGGAAGAUGGAGGCGGCUCGUCCUGUUCGACGCCGAUUGUGA
Chaetomium globosum CBS 148.51 is the source of this 687-nucleotide messenger RNA. RefSeq lists its product as uncharacterized. The transcript has 4 exons. Lineage: Eukaryota; Fungi; Ascomycota; Sordariomycetes; Sordariales; Chaetomiaceae. The coding region runs from base 1 to 687 and encodes 228 amino acids. The record is from RefSeq and is a predicted model, not a curated record.